AUGCAGGCGGCCCACGGGCUCUGGGCGGCGCUGGCCCUGCUCCUGCUGCCGGCCGGCAGCCGGGCCCUGCGCGACGGGGAGUGCGAGGUGUGUGUUACGUUCCUGGGAAGGUUCUACCAGAGUCUAAAGGACAACGACGUUGAGUUCACACCUGCCAGUAUUGAAAAGGAGCUCUUGAAAUCCUGCAAAGAAGCAAAAGGCAAAGAGAACCGCCUGUGCUAUUAUGUUGGGGCCACAAGUGAUGCAGCCACCAAAAUCAUUAACGAGGUAUCAAAGCCCAUGAGUCAUCACAUCCCCGUGGAAAAGAUCUGUGAGAAACUAAAGAAGAAAGACAGUCAGAUCUGUGAACUAAAAUACGACAAGCAGAUCGACCUGAGCACCGCCGACCUGCGCAAGCUGCGCGUCAGGGAGCUGCGGCGGAUCCUCGACGACUGGGGCGAGGCGUGCAAGGGCUGCGCCGAGAAGUCCGACUUCAUCCGCAGGAUCCACGAACUGAUGCCCAAGUACGCGCCGCGGGCCGCCGGCGCCCGCGCGGACCUCUGA
Gavia stellata (red-throated loon) is the source of this 543-nucleotide messenger RNA. It is a transcript of the gene MANF, whose product is annotated as mesencephalic astrocyte derived neurotrophic factor. Gene Ontology annotation, cellular component: endoplasmic reticulum. Lineage: Eukaryota; Metazoa; Chordata; Aves; Gaviiformes; Gaviidae. Bases 1 to 543 code for a protein of 180 amino acids. The record is from RefSeq and is a predicted model, not a curated record. Gene Ontology annotation, biological process: neuron projection development; dopaminergic neuron differentiation. The transcript is spliced from 4 exons.